Molecule: messenger RNA, 1164 nt
Organism: Symbiodinium necroappetens
Lineage: Eukaryota; Dinophyceae; Suessiales; Symbiodiniaceae
Source: the annotation of a GenBank genome assembly
AUGCGAGAAGCGGGUACCUACAAGGUGGAGCGGGUGAUCCAGGGACCCCAGGCGGGUGCCGUGAACGUCGCGGGCGGGUCUGAACCUGUCCUCAACUUCUGCGCCAACAACUACCUGGGCCUUUCAAGCCAUCCGUCUUUGGUGCAGGCGGCACAGAGCACCAUGUCUUCGCACGGCUUCGGGUUGUCCUCGGUUCGCUUCAUCUGCGGUACGCAGGAUUUACACAAAGAGCUUGAGGCGGCCAUCAGCAAGUUCCACGGCACGGAGGACACCAUCCUCUUCCCCUCCUGCUUCGAUGCCAACGCGGGUCUCUUCGAGGCUUGCCUGGGCCCGGAGGAUGCUGUGAUCUCCGAUGCGCUGAACCAUGCGUCCAUCAUCGAUGGAAUCCGGCUCUGCAAGGCCCAGCGACAUCGGUACAAUCACUUGGACACGGCGCAUCUCGAGGAGAUUCUCAAGGAGUGCGUCGCGAAGGGCACGCGGCAGCGGAUGAUUGUGACGGAUGGGGUCUUUUCCAUGGACGGGGACAUCGCCCCCUUGCGCGAGAUCUGCGACCUCGCAGACAAGUACGAGGCCCAGGUCUUCGUGGACGAGUGCCAUGCCACGGGCUUCCUCGGCAGCUCGGGGCGGGGUACGCCGGAGCUGUGCGGAGUGGCCGAUCGCGUGGACAUCAUCAACAGCACCCUCGGAAAAGCCCUGGGCGGCGCCACGGGCGGCUACACGACGGGACCGAAGGCCUUGAUUGACCUCCUGCGCAACAGAGCCAGGCCGUAUCUCUUCUCCAACACGCUGGCCCCCUCGGUGGCCGGAGCAUCACUACAGGUCUUCAAGAUGCUCUCCGACGAGUCGAACAGCAAAGAGCUGCGUGGCCGACUUGAGGCCAAUGUUAAGCAGUUCCGCUCGUCGAUGCGAGCCGCCGGAUUCAAGCUGAGCGGCCACGAGAGUUGCCCGAUCGUUCCUGUCAUGCUGGGGGAUGCCCGGCUCGCCUCGGAGAUGGCCGAUGAGAUGCUGAAGAGAGGCAUCUAUGUCAUCGGCUUUAGCUACCCGGUGGUGCCGAAGGGUGCCGCGCGCAUCCGGGUGCAGAUGAGUGCGGCCCACACGCCGGAACAGGUGCAGCGCUGCAUCGAUGCUUUCGUCGAAGUUGGCCGAGCCAAGGGGGUGCUUUGA